This is a messenger RNA of Mizuhopecten yessoensis (Yesso scallop), 3766 nucleotides long. RefSeq names its product ADP-ribosylation factor-like protein 4C. The transcript has a single exon. Gene Ontology annotation, cellular component: cytoplasm. Gene Ontology annotation, biological process: intracellular protein transport; vesicle-mediated transport. Bases 784 to 1332 code for a protein of 182 amino acids. The record is from RefSeq and is a predicted model, not a curated record. Lineage: Eukaryota; Metazoa; Mollusca; Bivalvia; Pectinida; Pectinidae. Gene Ontology annotation, molecular function: GTP binding; GTPase activity.
AGACCGCUCGGCCACGCUACCUCAUGCCUAUGCUGACAGAAAAUAGUUUACAUAUUUGUUUUACGUGAUAUAUGCUUGUUUCGGUGGCAAGAAAGUUUAUUGGUUUAUCGAUUAUUAAUUUAUUAUUGUAAUAUUUUAUCUACAUGCUUUCCCACCGUAUUUGCAAUCUAUUAUACAUGUAAUUACGUUCUGAAUGACCGUCGAAUUUGAUCGUCGCGUCGGUUGUAACGUACCUGUCCAUAGGGGGCAGCACAGUCUGUGUUAUAAUUUACAACGGAAGUACCCGAACCUCAUUCUACCUGUGUGUGUGUUUGACUGGGGAAUUACAAUGACAUAUCGAUAUUGUUCAAAGGGAGGAAAUCAACGAUUAUGACUACGUAAUCACAUGUCUAGUCAAGAUAGUGUUAAACAGCCGGAAAAAUCGCACAGAGCAGGAGAUAUCGUUCAUAAUGUUUGCAGACGUUUGACCCAUUUUGGUGUAUUAUGCACACAACGAUGAAACCGGACAUAUCAGUUUACGAUUUCUACUGACAGUACAAGAUUUCACGCAAAAUGUUCAUGAGUACUGACACUAGCCCUGGAUAAAUAUUGGUUACUUUUACACACAAUCCUGGUUGGAGUUUUCAAAUUUCUUUGUGAAUCUGUGGGCGCUGCUGGCUGGAUCAUUUGACGAAUCGGUGUUUCAUAGUUUGACAGGUAUGUGAACGAUGGUGAGUGAUCCCCGAUUUCCCGUGUCACGUUGACACUUAAUCUGUUGUGGGACCCUGACCAGCCACAUAGGAUAUGGGAGGCUCGGCCUCUGUACAGCUCGUCAUGCUGGGGCUGGACCUGUCAGGCAAAACAACAUUAUUAUACAGACUUAAAUUUGACCAAUACAUGCAUGUCAAUUCUACCAUUGGAUUUAACUGUGAGAAAAUCAAGGGAAAGACUGGAAAAAUAAAAGGAAUAAACUUCACAAUAUGGGAUGUAGGUGGUCAGGACAAGACCCGCCCGCUAUGGAGAUCCUACGUGCGGUCAUCCGAGGGUAUCAUAUUUGUUGUUGACAGUGUGGACAAAGAACGCCUUGAAGAGGCUAAAUUGGAGUUAAUUAAACUUUUGAAAAGUUCAGAAAAUCCAGGUUUACCAGUGUUAGUCAUUGCCAAUAAACAGGACUUGCCUGGGUCAUUGGACUUGGCUGAGGUAGAAAAACAUCUCGGUCUUCAUGAACUGCCCCCAAGUCAGCUGUGGGCCUCUCAUCCAGCAUGUGCAAUCACAGGAGAAGGAUUAGAUGAAUGUAUGGACUCAAUGUACGAGCUUAUAGAAAAAAAGAAAAAGACGAAAAAGAAAAAGUGAAUUGAAAAUUAAUGCUUAUUUUAAAAUAAUAUACACAACAUUGAGAUUGCAAGUAAUGUGCUACUUUCUGCUACCAGUGAAUAUAAAAAAUAUGUCAAUGGUCCAAAAUGUCUGACUUUUCUAUAUGUACUAAAAGUAAAGUCAGACAUUUUCAGACUCGCAGCAUGGAUAUACAUGUAUCUGCAUAUCGUAAAAAGGUAUGCUGAUUUUUCAAUGUUUUAAAAUAGAAGUCCCAACAUUUUAUUUUUAGAGUGUAAUGCUAUUUAUUUGCUCUGAAGUUGUAUGUAAUAAUUAAUGUGUGAAGUGACUGUGAUCUCGGGUCUGGUAUAAUCAUUCCUCAAUAGAAAAGGAAAUAUUUAUAAUGUGCUCUUUCAUAUCUAUAAAAAGGCUUUACAAUUUUAUUUUGUAUGUAGAAUGAAUACUUGCAUCCAUUUGUUUUUGAUAAAGCAAAAUUUGCUCUUUGAAUAUUUUUGUGAAAUAGAAUUACUCAACAUAUCAGGAACAAUUUCAAGCAAUAGUGGUGUGUACAAUGUAUGUUUUUACUUGUCACAUGACAUGCAUGUAUUCUGGAGUGCACAUUUUGACAUGUCCUGUUUCCACAGAAAAAAACUUGCUGUAUACCAGAAAAGCAAAUGAAAUGAUGAAUACAAUUUUAUUGCAAUAUAUAUGGGCUUGAACAAGUCUACUGAAGUGUACACUUACAAGCCGUCUCUGAAUCCAUGUCCUGUUAUACUCCAGCUGUUGUACUAGAUAACAUACCAGGGCUUUCAGUUAGUGCUUUGUAAAGUGGAAUAAUACAAAGGAAAAUAAACAUUUCAGGAAAACAGUACUUAAAAAUGGCAUGCCUGCUUAUAUUAACAUUUUAUAUUAUACUGAUAUUCAAAUACUUCAAGUUGGUAUAGGUUGUUUGAAAGAUUUUUCGUUUUAGAAUUAUAUUGAUCCAGGAUCAAAAAAUAUUAUGUAAAGAUCUUUUCUGAAAAUUGAUAGGCAAAACAUAAAUUGGUUUCAAUUCAAGGUAAAGGGUACCAUUAAAAAUACAUUGCCAUUUUCACUAUCAUUGUGUACAGUAUGCACACAAUGCAUCAAAAUGAGAGAUUGAUGAUACCUUGACAAGGGUAGUAACUCUCAGCCAGAAAAAAUACUUUUUGGUCCCUUCAUCUUUAUGUAUACAAGAUAGAAAACUGAAAAGCCCAAAUAAGAAACUUUUUCACAGUUGACCCCUUCACUCCAUGUAACUUUAGUAGACUCUACCAUGCAUUAAUCUGGAUGAGUCCAUUAUGGUCUACAGUGGUGAAAGGGUUAAAACUGAUGUAGUGGUACCCCUUACCUCCAAUUAAAUGUCUUUUCCACAAGGAAGUAACAGAUACCCUAUUUCACUGUAGUAACCUAAACUGUAAUUGAAAAUAGUUAUUGCCAGUAUACAUUUUUCAAUCCAAUAUUAGCUCUAGGUUUGUGUUAAAUAUUUGAUGAUCAUUGUUCUAGUUGAAUUGAGGGAAGCCAUAUUCAAGCAAAUUAGUUUUUCGUGGUACUAAGGCUUAUUAUGUUACAUAAACACCUCAGCAACUUGAGAUCUAGAUAAAUAUGUUGAUGUUCUGCUUAAAUCACCUGAAAGGACUUUUUACAAUUUUAGAUUUUAUUCAUAUACCUACAGUUAUAAUUUAAAAUUUAUGUGAUUUUGAGUGAAAUGAUUUUAAUAAAUUUAUAUAUGUUUUCUUUGAAUGCUAUUUUAACUAAAAGUGCAUUAAAUUAACUUAAUUAUGAUUAUUUUCAUCAUUCAGUACAUGUACAUCAUGAGGCUUUCUUGAUUUAGUCUAUCUGCAAUGUGAUUAAAUUUAGAAUUUACCAGGAAGUUUAUUUUACUGUCGGCCAAGACAGUUUUUUUUCAUUUACAGAUGUAAGAUACACAAAUUGGAUCUUGUGACACAAGUUUUUUUACAAUUAAAUUUUGUAAUUUAAACUAUAUAAUGCUCAUCACUGCUGAUGCUCUAUGAAGCAAUGGGAGACAGAGAGUGAGUGAGAGAAAGGAGAAUUUCUGUGUUACACAUUUUUUGUGCAUUACAAUGUUUAAAUUUCAACAUGCUGCAUGCACAGAUGAGUUUUCAUUAGUGAACAGUUAUUUUAGAUGUAUCAUAAUAUGAUAUUGUCUUCCGAUUUAUAAUUCCGACAGGUUAAAUCUGAUAAAAAACAGAUCUGCAAUACCUCAUGUAAAAAGAUCUUAUUUUGUCGUUGAUAAGUUUUGAAUGUUGAAUUCUGAUUGUGAUAGCAAUGCUUGGCUGCAUACUCAAACCCCCUCGUAGUUGUAGCGAAGGUUUCACUAAAGUAUGGAUUCUUGACAUUAUGUGAAGCUACAUCUAACCUCAUACAAACAUAUUGUUAUUAUUUAAUCAUGUUAUAUUAUUAAUUGAAAAGUAAAACAAAAUAUAAUCUACUCUUG